UUUUUUUUUUUCCACUUUACUUUAAUUUCAAACCAAUUUUUUUCUUCACACCACAAAAAAAUGGCCGAUUGGGAUUCCAAACUUAUUGUCAGCAAGCCUCAGGCGCGCACCGCCACCGUGCGCACCACCAGCCAGCUCAACGCCGCCGCGCGCAGUGGCAACAUCAUAGCGACCGAGCGCGCCUCCAGCGUAGCCAACAAAUCCCACCACGUAAACACUGACCACCGGCGUAUCGCUGAACUCGACCGCAGUGACGAUGUUAAACCCCCACCUACGAUUAAACUUGGUGUUGGAAAAGCCAUCAGUGCUGCUCGUCUGAGACUGGGGCUUACACAGAAGGACUUGGCUACAAAGAUUAAUGAGAAGAACAGCGUUAUUAAUGAUUAUGAGAAUGCUAGGGCGAUUCCGAAUCAGCAGAUUCUGGGAAAGUUGGAGCGUAUUUUGGGCGUUAAACUACGUGGGUCGGAUAUUGGCGCUGCUCUGCCUGCUCCUGGUGCCAAGAAGGCGGCAGCAAAGUAGCUUUUUUAAUUUAAUUUAUAUUAUUUCUCUCCAUACAUAUCAUAUUAUUUUAAAAUCGAAAAGACAAACCAAUAAAAUCGAAAAUUUAGA
Molecule: messenger RNA, 609 nt
Organism: Kickxella alabastrina
Lineage: Eukaryota; Fungi; Kickxellomycota; Kickxellomycetes; Kickxellales; Kickxellaceae
Product: MBF1-domain-containing protein
Exons: 1
Coding region: 61-519 (152 amino acids)
Cellular component (GO): nucleus
Molecular function (GO): DNA binding
Source: RefSeq, a predicted model, not a curated record